AUGAAUAUGGCAUCACGAUUGUGGCUUGCGGGCAGUUCGAGUAGGGAUUUGUUUGUGGUGGUUUUGUUCUUGUGCCAAACAAUAGUUUGUGAUGGACAGUGUCCAAAGUUUGCUGAAAGGCCAUUGGAGACGAGAGUUCAAGAUGCUUCCAUAGUUUUUAGAGCAGUGGUUGUACAGACACACUAUCAGAUUAACACGCUAGAUUUGGCAUUAGUGUCAAUAUACCGAGGAGGCGUCGAGCUGGCUUCCAUUAGCCAAUAUUCGGGGUCACCUUACAAUACAACUGACAGACAGGUGAACUUGAAAGUCAGUUCACAGCUCAAAGACUGUUUUAACUGGAGUAUGGUUCCACAAAACGAGCUGGUGGUCUUCGCAAGAGUCAGUGAUCCAGCUGUGGACUUAGAAACUACUCCUCCUGAUGGACCCUGGUUAGAAGCAACUGCAGCGGCCAUACCCUGGAGCUUAGGAGUGGAUAUAGCUAUAUGGAAUGCUGUUGGCUGGGCUGGAUGGGGAGAGUGGGGGGUGUGUAGUAAAACCUGUGGUGGUGGAAGACAGACUCGCAAGAGAUACUGUUCUAGAGCUACUUGUGAAGGAUAUGGAGAGCAAGCGCGAACGUGUAACACCUUCGACUGUGAGGGUGCAAUAAACCCAUUAGCUCCGGGUGCAAGGCGUAAUUUUCAUCCAGCACAAGCUCGAUGGGGUCCAGUGUCUGAUAGGCCCCAUGCCUUCAGUUUGAAGCCUAACUCAUAUAUUUGGAUCGCGUCUUCAGAACUCUUCGCAGCAGGGAAGACGUUUCCAAGAGAGUUCACAUUAUUCAUCUCAUUGAGGCUACGGCCUGAGAGUGGCGGUUAUGGGCAGGGAACUCUGUUUUCUCUCCGUUCACGGCGUAGAACGGGUUCGUUUCUGUCACUCGAACUAGCAGGCAGAGGAGCUGCGCGUUUAGUUCACGCUGGAGGUGGAUCCUCAAGAUCUAUAUACUUAGCUGUACCUUUGUACGAUUUUAGGUGGCAUCAUAUUGCUAUAAGCGUUCACGACGAUAACACAGUGAGGGUUUUCAUCGACUGCCGUUGGCUUCGAACUGAUGUCCUAGAAAAGGACGCGUUAGACACACCGAGGGACGCUGAUCUCAUUAUAGGCUAUCUUUUCUCAGGUGACUUGGAACAAAUGGUGCUUGUUCCGAAAGCCGGUCAAGCUCAUAAGCAAUGUUCAAGCCAAAUGUCAGGCGUCGUACCUUUCGCCGCUCUUCUGGACACA
Brenthis ino (lesser marbled fritillary) is the source of this 1254-nucleotide messenger RNA. The record is from the annotation of a GenBank genome assembly. Lineage: Eukaryota; Metazoa; Arthropoda; Insecta; Lepidoptera; Nymphalidae.